GUUGAACAUCAAGUCGACGAGCAACAUUUGAUCGCCAAAACUUGUGUAGACAAGUCGUUGAUAAAAUUAACUUUCCAAAAAACGCGUCGCUUAUAAAACAAACGGUUCCGUGCCACGAGGGCGUGGCAGUUAUACACGUGCUCUGGUUGGCAUGAUGUUACGUUCGCGGGAAUAUCGCGUGUGAAAAGGAUAUUAAGUUGUAAUCGAAGUGAAAUAUUAAAAAGUGCACCAACUGUCUGUAAGACGUCUCGUCGCGCAACCUUGACUUAUAUUUUAAAUAGGAGGAAAAUCUUCUCUCAAGAUGAAAAUCGACGGAAACAUUAGCUGCAGUCAGAUGCAGCAGAACUGGACCCGCUACAUGGUAAUGACCGAUACUAAAUCCCUUCGGAAAACGGUCGAGUUCCAGGAAGAGAACGAAGUCCAAGCUUCUAUUCCAACUAAUAAAUCGCUAGCGAAAAACUUUGAGACCAUUAGUCCGGUCGAGAAAGGUAUUCAGAGUACUCCGUGGAUUUUAAAUACCCCUGUUUGGACGUUUCACAAUAGCUUGGUGCAAACCGGCAUAACCCACUACGAGGGCGGAUGGCCAAAGGAUAUAGAUACGCACGACGAAGAAGUGACGGCAAGAUACAGGAGAAAACAGGAAAAGAGCGAGGCAUAUCUAUGUCAGAUGAAAGGACUUUCCAAGACUAUGGAACACUCAAUUCUACAAAACAGCGCGUGUGAUAUAUACCAAAAUUACUUCGAAGACGUCGAACAACACGAACUUAUCGAACAGUUCAACUCGAAAACGGUACACGUUUACAAAGAUUAUUUGGACGUGAAACGUUCAUGUAGCUACAUUAGUUGGUCUGAUGAAGGAUUGCACUUUGCCUCAACUCAUUGCAACAUAGGAGAGAUGAACAACAAGGUUAGCGACUCGUACAUCUGGGAUAUUGAGAAUCCCAAUGAGCCACUGCAGACCCUGGUGCCCCCAUAUCAAGCACGUUGCAUGGAGUAUAACUUCAAGGAUGGUUGUCAGCUGGCGGGCGGACUGUUUUCUGGCCAGAUUGCCAUAUGGGACAUUCGGGUUGCGAACGAACCUGUUGAGGUGACGCUCCGCGAGACCAGUCACAAAGACGUAGUGACAAAGGUGUUAUGGACCGGUACGAAAACAUCGAAUGAGUUUCUAUCGGGAUCAACCGAUGGAAGAAUCCUUUGGUGGGACAUGCGUAACCUGAAUGAACCAUACGAUUAUUUGAAUCUCGCGCCAAAAGAUGCUCAAAAUGUGGAUCCAAAGCGUUGCUUCGGUGUUUGUGCUGUCGAAUUUGAACAAACAAUGCCAAAUAAGUACACCGUAGGAACUGAAAACGGAAUUAUUUACAGCUGUAGUAGAAAAUAUAAAACCCCGGCUGAUAAGAUCCAAGCCCUAACAUAUGCUCACACUGGGCCAGUAUAUUCAGUGGAACGAAAUCCACUGUUUAUAAAAAAUUACAUCAGCGUUGGAGAUUGGCAAACAAAGAUCUGGACGGAAGAUUGUCGCGAUAGCCCUAUUGUGUGGACUAAAGAAUAUGCGGUUCAACUAACCUGUGGAGUUUGGAGCCCUACCCGAUGCUCUCUGGUAUUUAUCUGUCGUAUGGAUGGAGUGAUGGAUGCAUGGGAUGUAAUACAUCGUUUAGAUGGUCCUGUUCUUCGUAUUAAGCUUUCCGAUGUCCCACUGCUGGCGUUGCGGGUUCACAAAAGUGGAAAACUAAUAGCUAACGGCACGGAAAGUGGCGCCAUCUAUCUAACAGAGAUAUCAGACAACCUAACGUUCAGCUCGGCAAACGACAAACCUGCACUGUCUGGCAUGCUGGAGCGGGAGAUGCGUAGACAGCGUCUACUGGAAGCCAAAAUCAAGGAAAUGAAGCUAAAGGAAAAGGAACUGGAGCGGGAGAGAAUCCGCCGUCAGAUGCGAAUGGAAAAGGAGAACUCCAUUGAAGACGAGGAGCGGGAUCUAGUGUACGAAGCACAGCAUCAAUUCUGGACUAAAAUACACGGACGAAAGAGUCUUAGAACUACACUAAAAGGACUACGAAUGCGAGACGCGGGAGUAAACUUACUGAAACCGGGUAAAAAACUAUUGGCUGUGAAAAAAGAGGAUAAUCCGUAGAUUGUGUUGUAUUUGUCUUUGAUGUUGUUACAAGGUUUAUAAGAAUUCGUACUAUGUUUUAGUCAAUAUUUGCCGGGUGAUAUUUCAUAGGAAAGUAAAACUAUGCCGAUGAACGUUAAAACGAUUUUAUGAAAACUCUAGUCGUACAAAACAACAUACUUUUAUGUUUAGGUCACGGCUUGAGAUCCAAUAAAUACUAGAAUAUAAAAAUGUGAA
Messenger RNA from Topomyia yanbarensis, 2344 nucleotides. RefSeq names its product dynein intermediate chain 3, ciliary-like. Gene Ontology annotation, biological process: outer dynein arm assembly; cilium movement. The transcript is spliced from 4 exons. Bases 302 to 2128 code for a protein of 608 amino acids. Gene Ontology annotation, molecular function: dynein light chain binding; dynein heavy chain binding. Lineage: Eukaryota; Metazoa; Arthropoda; Insecta; Diptera; Culicidae. Gene Ontology annotation, cellular component: outer dynein arm. The record is from RefSeq and is a predicted model, not a curated record.